This is a messenger RNA of Megalops cyprinoides (Indo-Pacific tarpon), 2969 nucleotides long. RefSeq names its product putative homeodomain transcription factor 1 (gene phtf1). The record is from RefSeq and is a predicted model, not a curated record. Bases 669 to 2708 code for a protein of 679 amino acids. Gene Ontology annotation, cellular component: endoplasmic reticulum. The transcript has 17 exons. NCBI's taxonomy places the organism in Eukaryota, Metazoa, Chordata, Actinopteri, Elopiformes, Megalopidae.
CCAAAACAAUGGAGUCGGCGUUACUGCCACAGAACUGACCUUAACUUAUUUCACCGUAUUUUUGGACAAAACAUUAGUGAUUGUGUGGUUGAUCGCUGUGUUGUGUUGCGUUGCGUUAGUUAAAUAAUUGCUGUCUCGCUAACUGAUGCUUUCUGCACAGAUUUGUGGAUACAGGCGACUUAAAACUAGCCCAGCUAGCUAGCUCGCUAUAUAUUAGUCGUGUGUUUUUGCUAGUAAGUUUGAUGUUUGAUUAAUAGGAUCCCGCGUUUCUGAAAUAUAUUCUUUUUUAAAAUGUAGUCAGGACUAAGACGACUGGGUUUCGAUUUUAAACUACAGCAUCAUAGCCCGCUACCUAUCGUUAGCCUGCUAGCCUGCCGGUCAGAUACAGCUCGCUCGAAAGUGUGAAGGAAUGAAAUACAAACAAACUAUAUUUCGUUUAUGGCAUUUUGCAUGAUUUGGUUCCGAGUUACCGAGUAAGUAAUGAAAAGCGAGUGUCACGGACCCACCUCAGCCAAAUCACAUAGCUAGUUGGCUAACUAGCUAACUAACGACCCAUCGGACCGGAUUAAUACCAUGCCUUCUGCAAGCUGUUGCCCGGGUUUCUGCAGAGAUGUUACCGCUUAGCGUCCGCAGCGCUCUGACCUGAGACGGAUCCAUCUGAUGACACCAUGGCAGGGAUUGCGUGGUACCAGGAGAAGAUAGGGGCAUAUGACCAACAAAUAUGGGAGAAGUCUCUGGAGCAAGCCGAGUUAAAGGGCAUUGGCAGCAAACCAAAGAAGACAGGCCACAUCAAAGCUGAUCUGAUCGAUGUGGACUUGGUUAGAGGCUCCACGUUCAGCAAGGCCAAGCCGGAGAGCCCGUGGACUGCUCUGACACGAAAGGGCCUGGUCAGGGUACUGCUCUUCCCCUUCUUCUUUCAGUGGUGGAUCCAGGUGACAUCCAGGUGCAUUUCCACCUGGCUGCUGGUCCUCUACUUCCUGCAAGUGCUGGCUGUGCUCAUGUCCCUGGAGAUGCCAGCAGCCUCCGGCAGCGAGGUGCUGGGGCCCAUGUGUCUGAUGCUGCUGCUGGGGACGGUGCAUUGCCAGAUCGUCUCCACCGAGUCCUGCAGAACCACCGCAAGCAGCCCCGCAACCAGCCCUGCAGCCAGCCCUGUGGCCAGCCCCGCACGCAGGAAGAGACAGAGGAAGGGGCGGAGUGUGAAGAAGGCAGAGGAGCAGGAGGGUGUGCAGCCCUGGCAGCUGCAGGAGAACCAGAGGCUGUACCGCAGCGAGAGGAAGGCUGGCUGUGAGAACAGCCACAGAAGGUCGGUGGUCGGGGUCUCAGACGAGCUGUCCAGCGAGGAGGAAGUGGAGCCCUACCGCCAGCCCCCGUGGGGGGGGCACGUUCCCGCAGAGGGGGCGAACCCUGCCUCCAUCCUGCGCAAGAGGAACCGCCCAUCCCCCCAGAGCGCCCCCGCACCGCAGGAGGACAGCGGCCAGCCCAUCAAACUCCCGCCACGAGAGGUGGAGCGCCUGAGACCCUCAGAGAGCCCACGCCCCGCCUCCGACACGGACGACACGCUGUGGGAGGAGCUUCUGCAGGGCCCAGACUCCGCCUCCUCGGGAAGCAGCGACAGCGAGGGAGGCGGGCACUUCUGCCACGGCCCGCCCCCCAUCGCCAACCUGUCCAGUGAGGACGAGAGCUUCCAGCCGGGCCACCUGUCCUGGCUGCAGGCGUGUCACCCCUCCAAAGACCGCGUCAGCGCCAUCAUCUGGGAGCAGGGAGAGUGCAAGAAGACUGACAUGUCGGUCCUGGAGAUCAGCGGCAUCAUCCUGACCCGGGUGAAGGCGGUGGAGCAGGGUGUGGGUUACCUGAUGCUGGGAGGCGUGGUGACCGCGGCGCUGGCCGUGCUGCCGUUCGGCUUCCGGGUGUCGCAGCGUCUCAGCAUGACGCAGCUGGGCACAGUGAAGAUGGCGGAGCUGGCGGACAUGGCUGUGGGCCCAGCCGACACCUGGACGUACCUCUUCUUCCUCAUCACCACACUGGAGCGUGUCUGCCUCACCGGACUCUUUUUCUUCAUGAUGUGCGUGGCGGAGCGCACCUACAAGCAGCGUCUCCUCUUCGCCAAACUCUUCAGCCACCUGACUUCAGCACGUAAGGCCAAGAAGUCAGAGGUGCCCCACUUCAGGCUGAAGAAAGUGCAGAACAUAAAGAUCUGGCUCUCCCUGCGCUCCUUCCUAAAGAGACGAGGCCCCCAGCGCUCAGUCGACGUCAUCGUCUCCUCCAUCUUCCUCCUCGCCCUCUCCAUCGCCUUCAUCUGCUGUGCUCAGCUCCUGCACAGCCACCACACCUUCCUGGACUCAGAGACCAACUGGGAGCUGAUGAUCUGGGGCUCGUCUCUCAUCGUAUUCCUGCUGCGUCUGGCCACCCUCGGCUCCGAGACCAACCGCAAGUACAGCAACGUGUCUGUGCUGCUGACAGAGCAGAUAAACUUGUAUCUGAAGAUGGAAAAGAAGCCCAAUAAAAAGGACGAGCUGAACAUUGUGAACAAUGUGCUGAAGCUGGCAACCAAGCUGAUGAAGGAGCUGGACACCCCCUUCCGGCUGCUGGGUCUGACGGUGAACCCCCUGAUCUACAACAUCACUCGCGUGGUCAUCCUGUCUGCCGUGUCCGCCGUGGUCAGCGACCUGCUGGGCUUCAACAUCCGUUUAUGGAAAAUAAAGCCGUGAUCUGUGAGCGCUGGCUGGAAGAAAUAAGCAGCUCGGUCUCCCAUAGCAACGGAGCGGCUGGGAGGCCGAGGGCCGGAGGGGGACCAGGUCUGCAGACGGCCAGAGCAACAUGUGCAAAGCUACUGAUACUGAGUCACAGUGCCUCAAACCUCCCAACACUCAGCACAGCAAGCAACACUCAGCACUCUGCUUGGAGGGGUCUGGAAAUUAGUACUACACUGUAUUACAAGCCCUGCUAAAUCACUCCAGUGCAGUGCAGUG